AUGCUCGCAGAGUCAGUCCUCACGAUGCCGUGGAUCCCGACGCCGACAGACGGCAUCGCCGGCUCAGAGACGCUCGCCGCUCAGCACGAGGCAGAGCAGAGCAUCUCGUCGCUCCUGACCGAACACCUCGCUGCGUCCGCCGACCCGCAGCUGCAGCGAGACGUCCACACGGCCUACCUCACUCGCCUCCUCAAGGCCCCGCUCCCCAAGUACUUCACCGGCCUCGACGCCUCGCGACCGUGGAUCUUGUACUGGUCCAUGCACUCGCUCGCUCUCCUCGAUGGCGAGCUCGACGCGACCGCAAAGACUCGCCUCGUCGAGACGCUCAAGCGGUGCCAGAACCCGGACGGCGGCUUCGGCGGCGGACCAGGGCAGAUCAGUCACCUCGCGCCGACGUAUGCGGCAGUGUGUGCACUCGCGCAUGCGGGCCCCGAGGGAUGGCGAGCGGUUGACCGCCACGGCAUGUACCGAUUCCUCCUCUCGCUCAAGCAGCCCGACGGAUCCUUCAUCAUGCACGAGGGCGGCGAGGUCGACGUUCGCGGCUGCUACUGCGCCCUGACAGCCGCCGUCCUCCUCAACAUUCUCACGCCCGACCUCGCCUCCGGCACCGCAUCGUUCAUCGCCUCCUGCCAGACCUACGAAGGCGGAUUGGCCGCCGCCGCCCACCCCUUCUCGCACGACCCCUCGCACCCCGCACCGCUCGGCGAAGCCCACGGCGGCUACGCCUUCUGCGCCGCCGCGUCGUGGAGCAUGCUCCGCGUCUUCAGCGACCCAACCUCGCCCUGUUUCGCCGAAGCGCCUCUCGACCUCGCCCGCGCCGAACUCGACGUACGCGCCCUCAUGCGAUGGUCCGCGUCGCUCCAGGCCAUGCCGAUCGAGGGAGGCGGGUUCCGCGGCAGGACGAACAAGCUCGUCGACGGCUGCUACAGCUGGUGGUGCGGAGGGCUCUUCCCGAUCGUCGACAGCCUCCUCGCCGAGACCGACGACGAGCCACAGCCCGAGCGCGAACUCUUCGACCGGAAGUCGCUGCAGGAGUACGUCACGCUCGUCGCGCAAGCACCGUCCGGCGGCCUGCGCGACAAGCCGGGCAAGCCAGCCGACGCCUACCACACGUGUUACAACCUUUCCGGCGACUCGACCGCGCAAACCAAGCUGCGCUUCUCCUCGUCGCGGCAACGGCAGCUCGCCGACUCGUUCUCGUCGCCGUUUGGCGGCACCAUCGUUACGGAGGGAGAACAACAAGAUGUUGAUGAGGAGGUCGAGGUCAUUCGAGGAUCGAACGAGUCGGACGAGGCGGCCGAGCUACGGAUGCGGGAAGUCUACUCGCGCACGCUCGCUUGGGUCGCCGCAGAGCCGAAGAUUGUCGUCGGCGACCCGCAGAACGAGCUGCUCCCGACUCACCCGCUCUUCAACAUCACGCUCUCACACGUCCGGUCUAUGAUGGCGUUCUUCUACAGCCAGCGGUCGUAG
Rhodotorula toruloides NP11 is the source of this 1470-nucleotide messenger RNA. RefSeq names its product protein farnesyltransferase subunit beta. Gene Ontology annotation, cellular component: protein farnesyltransferase complex. Lineage: Eukaryota; Fungi; Basidiomycota; Microbotryomycetes; Sporidiobolales; Sporidiobolaceae. Gene Ontology annotation, molecular function: protein farnesyltransferase activity. The coding region runs from base 1 to 1470 and encodes 489 amino acids. The record is from RefSeq and is a predicted model, not a curated record. Gene Ontology annotation, biological process: protein farnesylation. The transcript has 6 exons.